AUGCCAAAAUGCCAAGAGGCAGAAAGCGACAAUGCUGAUCGGUUGACUCAAAUGAAUCGUCGCUUAAACGAGCUACAGGAGGAGCUCGAAGUGCAGAAUAAAUACAUUCAACGACUAAAACGUAAUAGCGUUGCUUUUGAUGAAGCCGUUUAUGAAGCUGAAAAUAAAUUUGUUUCUAAGCUCGAGGCACAGAAGGGGGAAACUGAGAAACUAUCAAACAGAAUUUUGGAGUUAAAAGUCAAGGAAGAGCUUAAAGAAAAGCUUCAAACCUUCAAAGAAGUCGAUGGAAAGCGUCACAACGAAAUAACGGAAUUGACUGAAUUAAACAGGAGCAUGAUCAUCACAAUAGAAGUCUUAGAGAGGGACAGUGAAGCAAGUGCGGUAGAACUGACACAAUCGCGCCAACAACUUGCGCAAAUGAAUAAUAAGAGCAUCACUAUCACCAAAUCGCCCCGUCCUGAAUAA
Ceutorhynchus assimilis (cabbage seed weevil) is the source of this 465-nucleotide messenger RNA. NCBI's taxonomy places the organism in Eukaryota, Metazoa, Arthropoda, Insecta, Coleoptera, Curculionidae. The record is from the annotation of a GenBank genome assembly.